Messenger RNA from Acaulospora morrowiae, 639 nucleotides. NCBI's taxonomy places the organism in Eukaryota, Fungi, Glomeromycota, Glomeromycetes, Diversisporales, Acaulosporaceae. The record is from the annotation of a GenBank genome assembly.
AUGAGUAAAAAAUCAUUGAAAAGGAUGCCACCAUCAUGGCCAUCCGAAGUCGAGUAUCUGAUUGAUAACACUUAUGAACCUUCAUCGUUGGAACCUCAACCCUACACCGUUCCAUUAUCAAAUGAUCAUCCAAUUCAUCCGUUUACUUCGUCUCCAUUACUUCCAGUCGCCUCUGAUCCUCACAUGCCAAGUUCAUUAGUAAAAAUAAAGUCCUUGGAAAAUGUAAAAUCGUUGAAUGAACAAACAAAUCAUCCGGCAUAUCCGGGUUACGGACUGUUUGCAACCAAAGAUCUCAAGGAACAGACUCUUAUUCUGAAAUACACUGGUGUCGUGACAUCUACAAAAAACGAAAGUAUAGAACAACGCAAUGGGAAAGGCAGCGAUUACGAAUUGAGGUUUAACGAACACUAUUGCAUCGACGGAUUAAAGAAGGGAAGUGAAGCGAGGUUUAUUAAUGAUUAUCGUGGAGUUCUCACAAAGCCGAAUGCGAUAUUUCAUGAAUACAUUGAUCUGCACAGUGGACGGGUGAAAAUGGGAGUCUGGGUGAGACGGGGUGUGGUGAAAAUCCGGAAGGGUGAAGAAAUUAUGGUUAGCUAUGGAAAAAGUUUUUGGAGGGAAAGAGGAAUACUAAAUGAUUAA